AUGCUAACCAGCCCUUCUGUCAGGUAACUUAAAAAUUGUAUUAAUUAAUAACUUUUAUAAUGCAUUGUAUUAAUUUUUUAAUGGUUCUGACAAGCCAAAAAGGAUUUUACGUACGAAAAUCCUAAUAUUUUACGUGAAAUUCCAUUUUGGUCGUCAGAAACAAUAAAAAAUUAAAGCUACAGAUGAUAUAAUGCAAUAUAAAAUUUUGAAAUUGGUUUAAAAUGUUUAUAAAAAACCUCCUCCAGGAUUGACAACAAAAUAUUGCUCAAACACAAAGAUUGGGAGUAAACAACCUUCGCCAGAAGUUUCUAAGAAAUAUAGCUGUAAUCGCUCACGUCGACCAUGGUAAAACAACGCUUGUGGACUCUAUCCUUCAACAAUGCGGCAAAAAGGUUUCGAUGGACAAUCUGGCGUUAGAAAAAGAAAGAGGAAUCACUAUUUUAUCAAAAGUUACUGGCAUUACCUACCGUGAUCAUCUAAUAAACUUUGUAGACACUCCAGGACAUGCUGAUUUUGGAGGCCAAGUAGAGCGUGUAAUGAGCAUAGUGGAUGGCGUACUCUUAGUCGUUUGCGCAACUGAAGGGCCGAUGCCUCAAACUCGCUAUGUUCUCAGCAAAGCAAUCCAUGCUGGGCUAAAGCCGAUAGUUGUCAUGAACAAGCUUGACCGUACCACAUCACGUCCAGGUGAGGUUGAAAGCAAGAUUUUUGAUUUAUUUUGCACACUAAAUGUCAAUGAAAGCCAAUUGAGCUAUCCUUUACUUUACGCGUCUGGAAGGGCUGGCUGGGCCGAUCUUACCCUAAAUGGUCCUAGGAAAAACUGUUUUCCUUUGCUAGACACAGUUAUAAGCGAAAUUCCACCCCCUAAAGAAAAUGAAGAAGGGCCUUUUAAAAUGCUCGUGUCUAUGACAGAAACGAACCCAUUUUUUGGGACUUUUAUGAUAGGAAAAGUUAAUCAAGGAGAUGUGCUAAUAGGUGACGAUAUCCAUGCAAUUGGCCCAAAUGGAGUAAAAGAGAUUGGAAAAGUCUCAAAAAUCCAGAAAAUCAUAGGAAUGGACCGAAUUGACAUAGAAAAAGGAAUAGCAGGGGACAUCAUUUCAGUUGCUGGUGUAAAAGGCUCUGUAAACGACACAAUUUCGCAUACUUCAAUCACAGAAAAGCUUGAUUUUAUCCCUAUAGACAGCCCUACAGUGACUUUAAGGAUCAGGCAGAACGAUUCCCCUUUCAGUGGCGCAGAAGCUUCUAAAUACACUUUGGCUGCUUUAAAAAAGCGUUUAGUUGAAGAAGCGGAAAACGACUUAGCCCUGGUCGUAAAAGAUGGCAAAAACUGCAUUGAAGUUUCAGGCCGUGGCGAGCUCCAUUUAGGCAUCCUAAUCGAGCAGCUUCGCAGAGAAGACUAUGAAAUGUGUGUGGAUCCACCUAUUAUCGUCACCAAAGAAGAUGAAAGCGGGAACAUCCUUGAGCCUAUCGAAGAAGUCAAAAUUGAAUGCCCAACAGAAUACGCCAACCCUCUCACUGAAGCCUUUUUAUCAAGAUUAGCUAACUUUAUCGACCAAGAAGAGUUCUCAACCACACAUACAAGGCUGAUUUUUACUAUUCCUACGCGCGCCAUGAUGGGAUUUAAGCCAACACUUUUAAAUUUGACAAAGGGAAAUAUCACGAUAGAAUCUCAUGUGGCAUCAUAUGGACCAUAUAAAGGAGCCUUACAGAGAAGAUCAGAAGGUGUAGUGGUCGCUACACAUAUAGCAACGUGCACAGAGUUCGGAGUCAACCAUUUAGAAGAAAAAGGCACAAGCUUCGUACACCCUGGGGUGAGAGUUUAUGAAGGAAUGAUCAUUGGGGAAACUGUAAUUGAUGAAGAACUUUUAAUUAACCCUGGGAAGGAAAAAAGGUUCACAAAUGUGAGGGCUGCUAUGAGGGACGAUAAUAUAAAGCUGACACCGCCCAGGGAGUUUACAGUAGAAGAGGCUUUUGCGUAUAUUAACGAGGACGAGCUUGUGGAAAUCACUCCGAAGUCAAUUAGGAUGAGAAAGAGAGAGAGAAAUCUUUAUUACUUAAAGGCCUUUAUUUCAGGGCCAUGUCCCGAUUAAAAAUGUUUUAACUUUCUUCUUUUCCUAAAAUCUUUGGAUAAAAUUUUAGUAAAAUUUUCUGAACCCACGUAAUCCGCGAUUUUUUCGAUUUCUGAGUCUGAUAUGAAUUUUCUAUAUCUGAUGAAAUUUGAAUCUGAUCUAAAUUUUAUUUUCCUGAUAAUGUUUGAUUCUGAUAUCAAUUUUAUUUUUCUGAUAAAAUUUGAAUCUGAUCUAAUUUUUAUUUUUCUGGUGUUCAGGAUUUUCUUAUCGAUUGUCUUCUUAUCAUCAAUGAUCACCUCAGUCUUCCUAUAUUUGAAGGUUUCCUGAAUAGGUGCUAUUUCAUCUAGUAUUUUUCCAUCUAAACGACUUAAAAACUCCAAUAUUUUGUCAUCUGUAUCAACAUUUUCUGCAUCACUAUCAUUUCAUUCAUACUCUGAUUCAGAAUUAUCAAGUAAUCCUGUAUCAAUAAGUUCAUUUAAUAGUAAAAGUUCGAAAAAUUCAUCCUGUAAAGCUCCGUUUUCUUCACAAAAAAGAAGAAGAAUAGGAAACAUUACUUUCCGAAUCUUCCAUUAAAAUAAAAGUGAUGAGAAAGAAGAUCUUGAAUUCAGAUGCAAGGCUGAGAGAGAAAAAAGAUAAAAAAUUGCAGGAAAAUAAAUAG
This is a messenger RNA of Blepharisma stoltei, 2724 nucleotides long. NCBI's taxonomy places the organism in Eukaryota, Ciliophora, Heterotrichea, Heterotrichida, Blepharismidae. The record is from the annotation of a GenBank genome assembly.